This is a messenger RNA of Striga asiatica, 2329 nucleotides long. Lineage: Eukaryota; Viridiplantae; Streptophyta; Magnoliopsida; Lamiales; Orobanchaceae. The record is from the annotation of a GenBank genome assembly.
AUGACAUCAUCCUCGCCGAAACACCAUGAGCUCCCCUCCGAACGAGAGGAGUUCCUCCGCCUGCUGCCCUCGCCGGCGUCCCCCUCAUCCGCUGCCGCAUCGAUCAAGCCGGCGGAACCCGACGAAGAGGAGGCGGCGUUCGAGGCCGUCGAGAAGAUCACGAUCGGUGACGGCACAUUCGAGGUGGACUCCGCGGAUUGCGCCGCGACGCCGCCGUUCUCUUUCCGGAAGCUGUGGCUGUUCACUGGGCCGGGGUUCCUGAUGAGCAUAGCGUUUCUGGAUCCGGGGAAUUUGGAAGGGGAUCUCCAGGCGGGGGCCAUAGCCGGCUACUCGCUGCUGUGGCUGCUGAUGUGGGCGACGGCGAUGGGCCUGCUGAUCCAGCUGCUGUCGGCGAGGGUUGGGGUGGCGACGGGGCGGCACCUGGCGGAGCUCUGCCGGGAGGUGUAUCCGUACUGGGCGGGGAUCGUGCUGUGGUUCAUGGCGGAGGUGGCCCUGAUCGGGGCGGAUAUUCAGGAGGUGAUUGGGAGCGCGAUCGCGAUCCAGAUUUUGAGCCGUGGCGUGCUGCCAAUUUGGGUUGGGGUUCUCAUUACUGCUUCUGAUUGGAUCAAUUUGGCACCAUAUACCUUCAAUUUGUUGCAAGUCACUUACUUUGGAUUAUUGGUUCCGAAACUCAGCUCGAGGACAAUACGCCAGGCAGUUGGGGUUGUGGGCUGUGUUAUAAUGCCCCACAAUGUAUUCCUACACUCAGCCUUGGUACAGUCGAGAGAAAUUGACCCAAACAAUAGAGUAAAAGUCCAAGAGGCCAUCAACUACUACUCCAUCGAGUCCUCGGCCGCACUCGCUAUCUCCUUUAUAAUUAACUUAUGCAUCACAGCUGUCUUUGCCAAGGGCUUUUACCGAAGUGCAGAGGCAAACAGUAUAGGGCUCGUGAAUGCAGGCCAGUAUCUCGAGGAGAAAUAUGGCGGAGGGCUUUUCCCAAUCCUCUACAUAUGGGGCAUAGGGUUAUUGGCGGCUGGGCAGAGUAGCACGAUUACCGGAACUUAUGCUGGGCAGUUCAUAAUGGGAGGUUUUCUCGAUUUACGGCUCAAGAAAUCGGUUAGGGCUUUGAUAACCCGGAGCUGUGCUAUUGUGCCGACUAUGGUGGUGGCUUUGCUUUUCAAUAAGUCUGAGUCGUCGCUGGAUGUGUUGAAUGAGUGGCUUAAUGUGCUGCAGUCGAUGCAGAUUCCUUUUGCGCUUAUUCCGCUUUUGACCCUGGUUUCGAAGGAGGAGGUGAUGGGAGUGUUUAAGAUUGGCCCCAUGCUUGAGAGGGCUGCUUGGACGGUAGCUGCACUAGUAAUGGUGAUUAAUGGAUAUCUUUUGCUCCAUUUUUUCGUCUCUGAAGUUAAUGGGCCAUUGUUCGGUUUCCUCAUCUCUGCUGGAACUGCAGCUUAUGUGGCAUUCGUGAUAUAUCUUGUUUCGCAUGGCAACAGCGAGCUUUCCAAUUGGAUAAGCCAAUUUGUACCUAAGAGAUCCACUUACUCUGGAAAUUAGAAGCUAUCAGUCGUCUGGCUGAGAAGUUUUGACUUUGACCGGUUAAAUCUGACAUGGCAAGUUACUGACCUCAAAGUAAAGGAGGAUCCUGCAGAGUUGGUUUUUUGACACUUUAAAGGGUGUAAUUGUAAAUUUAAAAGAUAUCCGGUAUCUUUUGAAUCAGGCUAAAUUUCAGGGGUCAAUUUGUAAAUAUCCCUUGAAUAAAAUUAUUGCAGAAAUUUUGAUCUCCCUUCAGAUAUGAAGGAUUGCCUUACCAAAACAGUCUGACAUCACGCUGAACUUGGGGACUUUUUACCUGUAGCUAAAUGGGCAAGGGCAGACUCAGGUGCUCAUCUGUUGCAGUGAACAUGAACUGGAUGUAAAAGAAGUUUCUUAGUUUGUUAAGUUUGUUUAAUUUAUGAUGCUUUUCAGUGCGUGCAGCUGCACAAUGUAUAUGUACUCAUUUAGACCAUUGAAAAUAUAUAUUCGUGCAGUUAAUUGUGUGAAAUACAAAGUUGGGUGAGGAAUGACGGGAAAUGUGACAGCUAUAAAAUUAAGACCAUUAACACAGACUACUAGAACAAAAAUAGCCUUCAAUUCAUUUUCUAUUUCAUCUGUACGAGUUGAAACUUGAAACCAUGAUAUUUGUGAUUGUACAUUUGCAUGUACUUAGAGCCACUCCAAUGCUGCUUUAGAAUAGCACAAAAAGCUGAAGUAGCGUGAAAAAAUAUCUCCAAGGCAGCGCUAUAUUUUAGCGCUAGAUCAGAUAAAUAAACAGUACUGCGCCAGUUCUAGCGCAGUACUGUAGCAGAACGUCAGA